Alexandromys fortis (reed vole) is the source of this 6740-nucleotide messenger RNA. RefSeq names its product bromodomain adjacent to zinc finger domain 2B (gene Baz2b). Gene Ontology annotation, molecular function: DNA binding. The record is from RefSeq and is a predicted model, not a curated record. The transcript is spliced from 38 exons. Gene Ontology annotation, cellular component: chromatin. The coding region runs from base 686 to 6721 and encodes 2011 amino acids. NCBI's taxonomy places the organism in Eukaryota, Metazoa, Chordata, Mammalia, Rodentia, Cricetidae.
AGACUGGCGGCGUUGCGGGGGAGCCGGGAGCUGCGGGCGGGCUAGACGUGCCCCGCCGCGGGGUGGUGCUCUGACUGCGGCAGCCGUUGAGGGCCGCAUCGGGGGAAGCUGCCAGGCGCCACGACCUGUGCUACCGGAAAGGAUAAUGGAAGUUCCUCAUGUGAAAAGGAGAGGAUAUUAACAAGGAAGGCUUGGAUCCUCAGGAGCACACGAAGGACAGCAGACAUGCAACUUUCAUUGUUAGAGAGAGGAGAGAGAGAGAAGCCUUGUUGGUUGACGUCACUUGGUUCAUGAAGCCUUCGCCUAGAAGUGAAGCUGCUGAACAAACCUUGAGAAGAAUCAUCUCCUGCUUCAAUCUGCUGCUGGAUAGGAACUAAUCAGAGAGAGAGCGGCGGAAGACGGGGCCGGAGGGAGCCGGGGCUUUUGCGAUCACGGAUCUCACCUCCACUCCAACUCCCUAGACUUUCUCGCAGAAAUUAUAAGAGAAAUAAGGAGUCGGUGGGGAUUCCGAAAAGCUUAACCUGCACCCGAGAAGGGCGAAAAUCCCUUCCACCGCGCAACUCCGUUCGAAAGUGAAGGUUUCUCAACAGUGAUGUCACAAGAUUGACCACAUUGAUCACAGCACUGUCCUUUCCACCUCUGAAAGGCAAGAGUUGGUGCCCACAGCCUUGUCUGCACUGGAGACAUGGAGUCUGGAGAACGACUGCCACCCUCCCCAGCCUCCUCCGCUACACCAACGGCAUCUGCUCCUGCUGUGGCUUCAGUGGUUUCCAAAAGCGGCCUUUCCUCGGGACCUGCUUCACUUAGCUCUGCAGUCAACCCAUGUGUUCUGGAAGCUGGGAAGUCCAAGAUGAAGGUACCACCCGACUCAGUGUCUGGACAUUUAUUCAGACCAGCUGGGGAUCAGCCGUUUAACCUGUCCACAGUGUCGAGUGCCUUCCCAAUGGUCAGCCACCCAGUCUUUGGUCUACAUUCAGCCAGCUCAGGGCAUUCAGAAUUUGGUGGUUUGGGGACACUUGGUACACCCACAGCCUUAGCCGCACAUCCCCAACUAACAUCUUUUCCAGGUGCGGAAUGGUGGCGAGCCACAGACAUUCAUACUCGUGCAGGAGCGCCCUUCUUCCCACCAUUACUGGGAAUUCCACCACUGUUUGCUCCUCCAGCCCAGAAUCACGACUCUUCAUUCCAUUCGAGGACUUCUGGAAAGAGUAAUCGAAAUGGUUCUGAGAAAGGUAUAAAUGGGUCAGUUAAUGGCAACAGUGCAUCAUCCUCUGUCCUUGGUGUCAGUACGUCUGUACUAUCCACUCCCGCUUCAAGUUCCAUGGGACAGAAUCAAAGCACAAGCUCAGGUGGAGGAAACCUUAAAUGUCAUCAGGAACAAAGCAAAAAUCAGCCUUUGGAUGCCAGAGCUGACAAAAUCAAAGAUAAGAAACCGAGGAAGAAAGCUAUGGAAAGUUCUAGCAACAGUGAUAGUGAUUCGGGCACAUCGUCAGACACCUCAAGUGAAGGCAUUAGUAGUAGCGACUCAGACGAUCUGGAAGAGGAAGAAGAAGAAGGUCAGAGUAUCGAGGAGAGUGAAGAGGACUCGGACUCCGAGACUGAAGCACAACACCACAGCGACACCCAGGUGCUAUUACAUGGUAUUUCAGAUCCAAAAGCAGAUGGACAGAAAGCAACUGAAAAAGCCCAGGAAAAAAGAAUACACCAGCCAUUACCUCUUGUGUCUGAAUCCCAGACUCACUCAUCAUUCCAAUCCCAGCAGAAGCAGCCUCAGGUUUUGUCACAGCAGCUUCCAUUUAUUUUCCAAAGCUCUCAGGCAAAGGAGGAAUCUGUGAACAAACACACCAGUGUAAUACAGUCUACGGGAUUGGUGGCCAAUGUGAAACCUUUGUCUUUGGUAAAUCAAACCAAAAAGGAACCUUACAGGAAACUCAUAGUUCCUUCUCCUGAUGUACUUAAAGCAGGGACUAAAAAUACCUCUGAAGAAUCUAGUUCUUUGACCAGUGAGUUGCGAUCCAAACGGGAACAAUAUAAGCAGACAUUCCCAUCACAAGUAAAGAAACAGGAGUCGUCGAAGAGCCUGAAGAAGGUUAUUGCAGCUUUGUCAAACACAAAAGCAACCUCUAGUUCACCAGCACAUCCAAAACAACCAGUAGAGAACAACCACCCUAAUCCAUUUCUGACAAACGCACUUUUAGGUAGUCACCAACCAAAUGGGGUCAUUCAAAGUGUCAUUCAAGAAGCUCCUUUAGCACUUACUACCAAAACUAAAAUGCAGAGUAAGAUUAACGAAAACGUCGCCAGUAGCAGCCCAUUCUCCUCACCUGUCAACCUGAGCACAGGUGGGAGAAGACCCGGCAAUCAGACUCCUGUCCUGCCCUCUGCCUCUCCCAUCGUGCACAGCCACGGGAAGGAGAAAGUGGUGAGCAAUAAUGUCACACCAUUGAAAACACAGCAUCACCCUCAUCCCGCAAAGUCUUUGGUGGAACAGUUUAGAGGUGCGGAUUCCGACAUUCCCAGUAGUAAAGACUCUGAAGAUUCAAAUGAAGAUGAGGAGGAAGAUGAUGAGGAAGAAGAUGAAGAGGAGGAAGAUGAUGAUGAUGAGUCUGAUGACAGUCAAUCAGAAUCAGAUAGUAAUUCAGACUCAGAUACAGAAGGCUCAGAAGACGACGAUGAGAAAGACCAGGAGGAAUCAGAUAGUGACACUGAAGGAGAGAAAACUGCCACGAACCUGAACCAGACAAGCUCCUCUGCCAAAAGCCCUCCCAUCAAUCUCACAGCUCACUCCACACCUCACAGCCUCCACACAGGAGGCGCCCCGGGCUCCGCUCCUGCCGCCCUGUGCUCUGAGUCCCAGUCUCCUGCUUUUCUUGGCACUUCUUCUUCCACACUCACUUCAAGUCCACACUCUGGUCCAUCCAAGAGAAGAAGAGUGACCGAUGAACGCGAGCUGCGUGUGCCUCUGGAAUACGGCUGGCAGAGAGAGACAAGAGUAAGAAACUUUGGUGGGCGCCUUCAAGGAGAAGUGGCAUAUUACGCUCCGUGUGGAAAGAAGCUUAGGCAGUACCCUGAAGUGAUCAAGGGAAUGCAGUGGUGUCUUUUGAAAGAAGAGGAUGUCAUUCCUCGUAUCAGGGCAAUGGAAGGCCGAAGAGGAAGACCACCCAACCCCGAUAGACCAAGAGCAAGAGAGGAGUCGAGGAUGAAACGCCGGAAGGGUCGCCCUCCCAAUGUUGGCAGUGCAGAGUUCUUAGAUAGCACAGACGCGAAAUUACUAAGGAAACUGCAGGCUCAAGAAAUAGCCAGACAAGCAGCACAAAUUAAGCUUCUGAGAAAACUUCAAAAGCAAGAACAGGCACGGGUUGCCAAAGAAGCCAAAAAACAGCAGGCAAUAAUGGCUGCUGAAGAGAAGCGGAAGCAGAAAGAACAGAUGAAGAUUCUGAAGCAGCAGGAAAAAAUUAAGAGAAUCCAGCAAAUCAGAAUGGAAAAAGAACUCCGAGCUCAGCAGAUUCUUGAGGCUAAAAAGAAAAAGAAGGAAGAAGCGGCAAAUGCCAAAUUAUUGGAGGCCGAGAAACGAACAAAGGAAAAAGAACUGAGAAGACAGCAGGCUGUCCUUCUGAAGCACCAGGAGUUGGAGAGGCAUAGACUAGAUAUGGUAUGGGAACGGGAGCGAAGGCGGCAGCACAUGAUGCUCAUGAAAGCUAUGGAAGCGCGUAAGAAGGCAGAAGAGAAAGAACGAUUGAAACAAGAGAAACGCGAUGAGAAAAGGUUGAAUAAGGAGCGCAAACUAGAGCAGCGGAGACUGGAAUUAGAAAUGGCAAAGGAACUAAAGAAGCCUAAUGAAGACAUGUGCUUAGCAGACCAAAAGCCCUUGCCAGAGUGGCCUCGCAUCCCAGGACUUGUCCUCUCUGGAACCACAUUUUCAGACUGUCUCAUGGUGGUGCAGUUCUUACGAAACUUUGGUAAAGUUUUGGGCUUUGAUGUGAAUAUUGAUGUUCCAAACCUCAGUGUUCUUCAAGAGGGAUUGCUAAAUGUAGGGGACAGCAUGGGUGAAGUCCAAGACUUGCUUGUGAGACUCCUCUCAGCUGCUGUGUGUGAUCCAGGUCUAAUUACAGGAUACAAGGCCAAAACCGCUCUUGGAGAGCACUUGCUGAAUGUGGGUGUGAAUCGAGACAAUGUGUCGGAGGUUUUGCAGAUUUUCAUGGAAGCCCACUGUGGACAGACGGAGCUGACGGAGAGCCUCAAGACUAAAGCUUUCCAGGCUCACACCCCAGCACAGAAAGCCUCCGUCCUCGCCUUCCUCAUUAAUGAACUGGCGUGCAGCAAGAGUGUGGUGAGUGAGAUCGACAAGAACAUUGAGUAUAUGUCAAACUUGAGGAGAGAUAAAUGGGUAGUGGAAGGUAAACUCCGCAAGCUCAGGAUAAUUCAUGCAAAGAAAACAGGCAAAAGAGACACUGCAGGAGGCAUUGAUCUCGGAGAAGAGCAGCAUCCCCUGGGCACCCCCACUCCAGGACGCAAGCGGAGAAGGAAGGGAGGAGACAGUGAUUAUGAUGAUGAUGAUGAUGAUGACAGUGAUGAUCAAGCAGACGAGGAUGAUGAAGAUGAAGAAGAUAAAGAUGACAAAAAAGGAAAAAAGACUGAUAUUUGUGAAGAUGAGGAUGAAGGUGACCAGACAGCAAGUGUUGAGGAGCUGGAAAAACAGAUUGAGAAACUGAGCAAACAACAGAGCCAGUACAGGCGAAAGCUCUUUGAUGCUUCCCACUCGUUGCGCUCAAUGAUGUUCGGUCAGGACCGUUACCGACGCAGAUACUGGAUUCUUCCUCAGUGCGGAGGGAUUUUUGUAGAAGGCAUGGAGAGUGGUGAAGGCCUAGAAGAAAUUGCAAAAGAAAAAGAAAAGCUUAAAAAGGCAGAAAGUCUCCAGAUGAAAGAAGAAGAAGUAUUUGAGACUCCUGCAGAAUCUUUAAAUUGUUCCAUUCCCGAUCACUGUGAGCAGAAGGAAGACCUUAAAGAAAAAGAUAACACAAACCUCUUUCUUCAGAAACCUGGCUCUUUCUCCAAGUUAAGCAAGCUUUUGGAAGUAGCUAAAAUGCCUCCUGAGUCAGAUAUUAUGACCCCCCCAAAACCGACUGCUAAUACGAACGGAUGUACAUUGUCCCAUCAGAAUGGGGGCAAGCAUUCCCUGGGGAGCCUUCCCUUGGCGGCAGCGCAGAGCGGCUUGGAAAAGACAGACGCAGGUCUGUUUAGCUCUGCCUCGGGUAGCUGUGCGAAGUUGUACGGCCCUCUCCCCAACGACCAACUGCUAAAAACACUGACUGAGAAGAACAGACAGUGGUUUAGCCUUCUGCCAAGAACACCUUGUGACGACACUUCCUUGACCCAUGCUGACAUGCCAGCUGCUUUAGGGACUCCUCAGUCUCAGCCACCAUCAAAGUCACCAUCACCUGCUCCAGCUCCGCUUCUUGGGCCGUCUUCUCAGAGCCCUGCUGGACUGAACCCAUUUACUUUACCGCCUCUUCAGGUGAAAAGCGGCAUGUCUAUGAUGGGCCUUCAGUUCUGUGGGUGGCCUGCUGGGGUACUCACUUCCAAUGUCCCGUUUACAUCACCUUUGCCUGGUCUGGGGUCAGGCUUGGGACUGCCAGAAGGAAAUGGUAGUUCAUUCUUGACCUCCAGUGUUGCUUCAAGUAAAAGUGAGUCUCCAGUACCUCCACCGGAAAAGGCCACCACAGCUCAGCCAGCAGCUGUUGAAGUAGCAAAGCCUGUAGAUUUCCCUAGUCCAAAGCCUAUCCCAGAAGAAAUGCAGUUUGGUUGGUGGAGAAUUAUUGACCCAGAGGACCUGAAAACAUUGCUCAAAGUGCUGCAUCUCAGAGGAAUAAGGGAAAAGGCACUACAGAAGCAAAUACAGAAGCACUUGGAUUAUAUUACUCAAGCCUGUAUUAAGAACAAGGAUGUUGCUAUUAUUGAAUUAAAUGAAAAUGAAGAAAAUCAGGUAACUCGAGAUAUUGUGGAAAACUGGUCCAUAGAGGAGCAAGCGAUGGAACUGGACCUGAACAUCCUCCAGCAAGUAGAGGACCUGGAAAGGAGGGUAGCGUCAGCAAGUUUGCAAGUGAAGGGUUGGAUGUGUCCAGAGCCUGCAUCAGAAAGGGAGGACUUGGUAUAUUUUGAACAUAAGUCAUUUACUAAGUUGUACAAGGAGCAUGAUGGAGACCUUCCUGGUGACGAAGAAAACAGUGCACAUGCACUGGCCCGGAAGAGUGACAACCCCCUAGAUAUAGCUGUAACCAGGCUGGCUGAUUUGGAGCGGAACAUUGAGAGAAGGUAUCUGAAGAGCCCCUUAAGUACCACCAUUCAGAUCAAACUGGAUAAUGUGGGCACAGUUACUGUCCCUGCUCCUGCACCAUCCGUUAGUGGUGAUGGUGACGGAGUUGAAGAGGAUAUUGCCCCAGGGCUCAGGGUCUGGAGGAGGGCAUUAGCAGAAGCUCGCAGUGCUGCACAGGUAGCCCUGUGCAUCCAGCAGUUACAGAGAUCAAUAGCAUGGGAAAAAUCAAUUAUGAAAGUUUACUGCCAAAUCUGUCGGAAGGGAGACAAUGAGGAGCUGCUGCUACUCUGUGACGGCUGUGACAAAGGCUGCCAUACCUACUGCCAUAGGCCCAAGAUUACGACCAUUCCAGACGGGGACUGGUUUUGUCCAGCCUGCAUCGCUAAGGUAAGAAUGGUAGGAGACUAAGCUUUAAAUUACCAGAGUU